AUGAUGAUGACAGUUCCAGAAGACCGCGAAGGGGUCGAGCAGAUGAUCACCAUCAUCGACGACACAGAAGAAGGAGGAGUGUCGAGUCAGACGAUGGAAUUUACCAUGAUCCAAGAGAUCGCUGCUCUCACAAGAGUCGAGGAAGGGGAAGAAGUGUCGACUCAGACGACGACACUUACCGCGAGUCAAGAGAGAAGCGCUCUCGCAGAAGCCAAAGAAGGGACAGAAGCACCGAUUCCGAGGACAGCACUUACCACGGCAGGUCCCGACAUCAAAGCCGAAGAAGAGACAGGAGCAUCGACUCACAAGACAAGCGCCACCACUCGCAUGACGAAGAAACCUCAAGACGAGGUCGACAUCGAUCAGAGUCGCAAGGGCAGGGAAGACUCGCACCUCCGCUCCAGAUCGCACCCACCCCACCACCACCACUCCUCAUCAAAACACAACGAAUCCCACUCUCCCGCAGACAUCAUAUACACAGCCGCACGCACCGCCUUUGAAGCAGGAGCAGUGGCCGCUCUCAAGCUGCGGGAUGAUCCCUCGCCAUUGAUAGGUGCCAAAGGUGGCAAGAUUGUCGCUGCCGCCGUCGGAGCUGCUGUUGUCGACACGUUCAUCGACCAAAAGCACCCUAAGCGGAAAGGAGGGUUGAGACACACUGUCAUGAGGCAGGCUACUCAGAUGGCGAUAGGAAACAUCGUUAUGCCGGCUGUCAUACACGCUGAUAAGAGACACGGAAAGGGAGUCCCGGUGCAGACAAGUGUAAGGGGCAAAAAUGCAUGGUUUGGGAAUAUGAAGGCUGCUGGUGCAAAGGCCGGAGGGGGCGUGAGAGCGGGUGGUGGGAGGAGGUAA
This is a messenger RNA of Podospora bellae-mahoneyi, 849 nucleotides long. RefSeq lists its product as uncharacterized. The transcript has 2 exons. Lineage: Eukaryota; Fungi; Ascomycota; Sordariomycetes; Sordariales; Podosporaceae. The record is from RefSeq and is a predicted model, not a curated record. The coding region runs from base 1 to 849 and encodes 282 amino acids.